Molecule: messenger RNA, 1944 nt
Organism: Mytilinidion resinicola
Lineage: Eukaryota; Fungi; Ascomycota; Dothideomycetes; Mytilinidiales; Mytilinidiaceae
Exons: 6
Coding region: 32-1528 (498 amino acids)
Molecular function (GO): metallopeptidase activity
Source: RefSeq, a predicted model, not a curated record
CAACGUUCAAGGCGCUGAUAUUGGUGCAAAUAUGGCUUUCAACUUCCGUUCCUUGGCAAGUGCCAUCGUCACUUUUUUCCUAGCUGCACCUAUCUGCGCUUAUCCAACUUUUUCACUUGACGAUACGCCAGAACCGCUACCGGUCAAUCUCACAGCGAGACAAGACGUUGAACCCAGCGCAAUCCACUACACUGGAUGGCAAGGGUGUGAUGGUCCUCAACAAGACGCCAUUCGAGGGGCGUGGAAGGAGCUGUUGAUGCUCGGCAAAGCCAAUAAUCAUGACAUAGACUGGACGUCCGAGGCUGCGCAAGACCUUCUUGGGGCCGAACAUAACAAUGAGGAAUUCCAGACCGAGAUCCAAAACAUCCUUAAGAACAUCGUGACCUGGACAGACGACGGAACCUUCCUAUCGUGGCAGCUUGAAGUUCGUUGUGAUGAUUACUUGCGGCGCUCUGAACUAAGUUGCCCAUAUAUUACAAAGCCGGAAGAUGAAACAAAGUGCCAUAGCAGAUGCUGGCAGGCAAUAACGUUCAGAAACGCCAAUGGACAAAUAGAAGUCGCCAGAUGGAUCCCUCGUGCGGCAGCAUACACCACCAAUCACAACGGCGUUUUAGUUGCCACGAUCAACUGGUGUCCGAGUUUCUUCAGUUUGCCAACGUGCGUGGACCAGGCCGCGAAAACUAUCGCCGCGUAUCCCGCAGGGUCCGAGGAUAGGUUGAAUCUAAAUAACUACCAAUGCCGCGGCUAUGUGGCGCUACACGAGCUGUUCCACAUCGAUAGUAUGUCACAUCGCGUUGCGUACGCCGUCAAUCAUAUAUAUGAUCGUAAAAUCAGAGUCAAGAAUCCCGUUACGGGCUUGUUGAUCACUGUUAACGCGUAUGGCCCUCAAUAUACAAGAACUCUAGCUCGAUGGACUAUCAGGACGGGAUGGUGGGUGGUUACCAAUGCCGACAACCUUGCUCAAUACUGCUUAGCAAUGUGGGCCACGUCAGGAGCUGGAGACUACCCUCGCUACCCACAAGUGAAAGACAUAGACAGGCCGGUCACAAGCCCUAGCUCGUUCGGCGUGGACAACGAUAACGGCGUCAUCAGCUUGAUCGACGACCCUACCGGCGAUCUACUAGGACCCCUUCUCAACGUCGCUCCAGAAGACGCAUACGAUGCUUUUGCCGCCGGAGAACUCAGCUGUAGCGACGCGGGAUGGGACAACAGCACCACGGACCCUUGGGUCGACCCUUGCGAUGGCGACCCCGACAAUACGGACAUCGACCUUGACUCCAGCCCAAUCAACAGCAGCCCGACGACAACGGCGGUGCCGGUCCCGGUGCCGACGACGACUUCUGCUCCACAGCCGACUGAUUUCAACUGCAACUGUGGCGAGGAUGGGUGCUCGGCGGACAGCAUGCCAUGCUGUGCGAACGGCAGUUGUGCGUGCCAUUGUGGGGAGAGCGGGUGUGAUGCCGGAGAUCCAACAUGCUGUGCUAGUGGGACAUGUGCUCCGCUGCCCGCAAGGAUGAGGUUUAUGUAAGGCAAUUCACGGUGCUGAGAGCUUUACAUACAUGAACGCUUCUUGUUAGUAGGCCAUGAGGUGUCUCCAAGCUAUCUAUACAUUGUCAGAAUGAUCACUUGAGUAUAUGAGGUUGGAAGUGAAACACCUAAUCUGCGGCGUUGCGGAAAUUACAUCUGUGACGGCGUCCGAUUUGUAGUUGGUGGAAAUGAGAUACCUCAUCUGCAGGCUUGGGAGCUUUACAUCCUGGUACGCUGCUAUCUAGUAGGCCCUGGGGUGUCUUCAAGCGAUUCAUACGCGUUCAAAAUGUUCGUUCAAGUGUAGGUGAUUUGAAGUGGCUGGAAACACAACCCCUAAUUCACGGCGCUGCGAAAAUCACAUCCAUACUGGCUUCCGAUCUAAAGCGGGUAGAAAUGACAUACCUUAUUUACACUGCU